AUGAGCGACAACUUCCAGAAGCUUCAGGCGCUCCACCGUGCCCGCCAAGACAAGGCGAAAUCCAGGAUGGCGGCGGUGGACAAGGCGGAGGCAGAUUUUGAGGAGCGCGUCACUCAGAUGCAAGUCUGGUUUGGCGAGGCCCGGGACGAAUUGAGGGCUGCCCAGGGUGAGCUGGAGGAGAGCAAGCGAGAGCUCAUCCUGAAGCAGGCUGAUAUCGAGAAGGCCCGGGAGGUGGCGAAGGACCAGGCCACCAAGGUUGAAGCCGCUCGGCAGCAGCAGCAGGCCCUGCUAGAUUCCCAGGAGGAGGACGUCGUUGCUCGCGAGCAGGAGCUCACCGCCAUGCUCCAUGGCAAGGACGAGGAAAUCGAGAAGAUCGUUGUGCAGCGGACCCAGGAGCUGGAGCAGAAGCACAAGGAUGCACUCAAUGCUCUGGCCCUCGGCAAGGUGAAGGAGAUGGAGCUGGAGCGGGAUGGGCUGAACAAGGAGGUCUUGGAGCUGAUGGAGGGGAGGGACACGGCCAACCACGCUUUGGCGGAUGCGCGGGCCGCGGUCUCCGACAAGGCCAAGCUGCUCUCCGAGGCCAAUGACUCCACUAACGAUCUGAAGCUAAAGGUGGACGGCUUGGAGGGGACGCUCUCAGAGGUCAGGGCCCGGGAAGGGACCCUGACCAAGGCCCUCGAGACCGAAAAGCGGCUGUGGAGUGAUAACGCCACCGCCCACAAGGAGUAUGUGGGCAGCGUCAAUCUCUGGAUCAGCCGUCUCGUUGACGUUGCAGGGAGGCUCACCGCGCAGCUAGCCGCCAUGGGCCUGCCGGAUGUCAGGUACUCCCAAGAGCCGAAUGUGAGCCCCAAUGCCAGGCUGACCUUGUUCUUCGAGGGCGUCCUCGAAGCCCUGGAGCGUCUCCGCUCCAACCAAGCAGUUUAUCUGGCCAAUGAGUCCCGGAGGCUCUGCCAGUGCGCCCUGACCAAGGUGCUCACCAAGGUGGCAUUCUGGAACCCCAGCAUCGACUUCGCCGACGCGCUGGAGAUCUUGCCGGAGGAUGCGGACCUCACGGCGCUCGAGGAGCAUAUUGAGCCCAUCAUCAGCUGCAACCGCAACAAUUAUUGA
Molecule: messenger RNA, 1107 nt
Organism: Aegilops tauschii subsp. strangulata
Lineage: Eukaryota; Viridiplantae; Streptophyta; Magnoliopsida; Poales; Poaceae
Source: RefSeq, a predicted model, not a curated record